AUGGCGAACAUUCUAGCUGUAUUUGGCGCAACUGGAAAUCAAGGAGGCUCCGUGAUACGAGCAGUGCUAGCCGACCCUGUUCUAUCCAAGAGCUUCAAGAUUCGUGCUAUCACUCGUGAUGCGACCACUCCUUCCUCACAGGAUCUGGUAAAGCAGGGCGUUGAAGUCAUUACCGCGGACAUGAACUCAAAAUCGUCCCUGGCAAAGGCACUCGAAGGUACUCAUAGUGUCUUUCUCGUCACUUUACCCGACUUCGUGACCCCGCCGAACGAGGGCACCGAGCUUGACCGUGGUAAAAACGUUGCCGACGCCGCUAAAGAUGCUGGUGUGCAACACGUCAUAUUUUCGUCCCUUAUAAAUGUUACCGAAGCCUCAAAUGGCAGGCUGCCGCAUGUGGUUCACUUUGACCGCAAGGCAGAUAUUGAACAGUAUAUACGAUCCCAGGGAACGCCGGCCACCUUCAUCCAGCCGGGCUAUUACAUGAGUAAUUUCACCAACCUACAAUUGCUGAGAAAGGGCGAGGAUGGUACAUACACAUUGACUGGGCCCACGAGUGCUACGAAGGCUCAGCUGCCGCUCUUCUUUCCAGAAGACGACAUGGGUAAAUACGUUGUAGCAGCACUAAAGAACCGUGACAAGGUUCUGGGGAAACAAAUCCCCGCCGCGAGUGAUUAUUAUACUCUGACCCGCAUAAUGGACGAGUUCCGAGAGGUCACGGGGAAGGAUGGUCAAUAUGUUCAGAUUGACCAGGAUGUCUACAAAAGCUUUUUGCCUCCGCCAAUUGCGCAGGAAAUUCUAGAAAAUGAAGUUUUGUGCGAGGAUCCUGGCUUUUUCGCGGGUGCUUCGCUGAUUGACGGUCAUGAGUUAUUGGCUGUUGUUGGCCUGACUCCGACAACAUGGAAAGAAUAUUUGCAAAGCCGGAAAGAGCUUUUUGUAUAA
Messenger RNA from Phaeoacremonium minimum UCRPA7, 939 nucleotides. Its product is annotated as putative family transcriptional regulator protein. The record is from RefSeq and is a predicted model, not a curated record. NCBI's taxonomy places the organism in Eukaryota, Fungi, Ascomycota, Sordariomycetes, Togniniales, Togniniaceae. Bases 1 to 939 code for a protein of 312 amino acids. The transcript has 3 exons.